Messenger RNA from Corvus hawaiiensis (hawaiian crow), 4063 nucleotides. It is a transcript of the gene CFAP418, whose product is annotated as cilia and flagella associated protein 418. Gene Ontology annotation, cellular component: cytosol. The transcript has 6 exons. NCBI's taxonomy places the organism in Eukaryota, Metazoa, Chordata, Aves, Passeriformes, Corvidae. The record is from RefSeq and is a predicted model, not a curated record. Bases 39 to 632 code for a protein of 197 amino acids.
GCGCCGCGGGGCUGCCUCGGCAACCGCUGGGCGGCAAGAUGGCGGAUGAGCUGGAGCGGCUGCUGGACGAGGUGGAGAGGCGGCUGUGCCACCGGCGCGGCGGCGGCGAGGAGGAGCCCACGGCGGCUGAGGAGCGCAGAUCAGCUAAAGUGUUAAUGAGUGCUGGCAGCAGCAAAGAAGAUCUAGAUGACAUUAUUGAUGAAAUCUGUAAUGACAGCAGCUUUACCAAAACACCUCUGAAUUUGAAGUCUAAUUCUGCAAGUCUCACACCUGAAAGAAAUAAAGUUGUUGUACCGGCAUAUAGGAAAAGAUGCUGUCCAGUGUACCUGGGUGGAAGCCUUUCACCAUCUGGGAUAGGAACAAAUAUUUCAAAAAGAACGUGUGAUCAGCUACGUUGUACUGCUUGUGACUUCCGAGUGUCACUUUUCAAUGACUACAUCUGGGAUCAGUCCUGUGAUUAUCUUUUUUUCAGGAAUAACAUGCCUGAGCUCAGUAAACUAAGAGCAAAGAUGAUAAAGAAGAAAGGAGCACGUGCAUAUGCUUGUCAGUGCAGCUGGAGAUCCAUUGAUGAAUUAACUGACCUCCAAACAGAGCAGCAGCUUCGGUGGGUUUGUGGUAAACAUGGAGAAUGAAGUCUUCUUGUGUGGAAAUGGGUCUUAAAAUCAAUUUGUUUCCUACCCAGUUUUCCGAGAACAGAUGGAAAAAUUGCAAUAUUUAGAUCUAGAAAUAGAUUGUAACACCGAGAUUUCAACCUGAAAACUCUUUUUUUUUUUUAAUUUAAUUUAACUGUCUGGCAAGCUGUGUGGGGAUUUGAAUUAUUAGGAGAAACAACCAACUUGGAGGCUUUCUGGAAGCUAAAUGAGGUGAAAGCUCAUACAGUAGUGUUAAAGAAAAGAAGAGGAAGUAACAGACUUGGGCGUGGGCAAAGCACCUUGAGACGGUUCCUCACAUCUAGCAGAGAGCCUUAUUUCCCGUGUCUGCAGAAUCUUGGACUCAAACUGGUGGACUGAGAAACAACCAUGACACAGAAGUGUAUGAAUUCCUGCACAGAAGUGAAUCCUGCUUUUCUGCUUUGCUCAUAGCUGUUAAUGAGAGCAAGUGGUUGUUCAUCUCUUAAAAAAUUACUAUGGAAUCAGCUCUCAUCUUAAAGGUUUCAGGACACCCCAAAACUUUACUUCCUUUUACCCACCAGUACCCAAAAACUGCAGGUGCUGAAAAUUUUCUUCCAGUUCCUACUGCUUUCUUCAGAGCACUUGCUGCUGACUAAGGACUUCUACCACAGUGAGGUUCUUGAACUUCUCUUCAGCCCUCACUGCACAAGAGAUGAGCAAGUUAUUGUGCAAUUAUUAAAUAUGCAAUUUUAAAGAGAUUCUGAAGGGUAUGUUACUCUUUUAUUGAUAUUUUCAAGGGAAAAAGGCUCAGGCUUUUAAGAGUGAGAAAAUAUAUAUCCUCAAUGAUGUUCAAAUUAAGAUUUUUUUUCAGUUUCACUUAGCUUUCACUUCAGCUUCUCUUUAAAAUACUGUGUAUUCAGAAAGUGUAACUGUCCUGUUUCAACACACUCCCUUCCCUCAGUAACACUGUUCCUUGAAUUGUCUUGCUUACAGUCAAUGUUGCUAUAGUUUAUGAGCUUUUUCUUUUCUUUAUGUAUAAAUAACACAGAAGAUAGAUUUGAGUUUUAUGCAGGGGGAGAGGGAGUAAAGAAUAACCAGUCCUGUCAUUUACUACACUGAAAAGUGUCUCAAAAUGGGACAUCUGUCAGUAUUUUUGCUGUGCAGCACGUGUGUCUGUACAGAUAAAUUCAGAAUUACUUACUUUGGGCAAUUCUAGCUGUACAGAGCCAUUUCCCUUUCUCUGAAGUUUUGCUCAUGGUUCUAAUCUGUCCAUUUAUUCUCUUUCUGAGCUUUUCCAAAACAAUUGCAUGGUCUGUCUUGUAGAGGUGAUUCCUGUGUCUGUCGCCCUCUGAAAGAGCAGAUCUCAGUAGUGACCAGAGGCAUCACGUACUCUGCACCCUGCUUACCUUGUUCUCCCAUGAGUGCUUGUUUUAGAACCUGCAGAGGCCCAGCAGUGUGCCUGGAAAGCCUGGCAGUGCUUCUUCAGUGCUCCAGACUUCACCUUCCAGUGCCCCAUGCAGCCUUGCUGUAGAGUCAGAGGUGAGUUGGCUUUGGAGAGGUACUGCUUGGCAUGAUGGUACAGACAUAUUUAGGGUCAUGUAUUGUUUUCAGUGAAUUUAGUAUUUCAGGCUGAAGUUUCAACUGCUGGAGUCCAAAACUGCAGGUUCAGGACCAGAGACCAGUUGGCUAAUGCUCCGUCAGCUCCUGGAAGAGCUCUGCUUGCCUUUCUGUCCUUUGUGAAGAUGUAGCCCUGGUCUGGGCUGUACACAGUGAGUGUUCCCUGGUUUUCUUCAGAUGGGCCCAAGCGACUUUCGUGCCUAGAGAGCAUCAGUGUUUAAGAGAAGAGUGCCUAAGAGAAGAACCCAACGGAAGGCAACAAGCUCUGGGGAAGAAGAAAUCUGCUUUCCAUUCUUAAAGAAUGCAUUUCAAAAACGCUGAGUUGCCUUGGCUCGUCUGUUCCAAGGCUAUUUGGAACUCAUGACCAAGUAGUUCCACAGGGUGUCUUUUGGCUAGAGUUGUACUGGAACUUGUGCCACAGCAUAGAAACAAGCUGGGCUUGCAACUUGUGAGCAGGAAAUGGGGAAAAUCCUAAUUCCCAUCUCAGUUCAUGAGACCAAGUCUUAUGCGACUUGGAAAAGGAGCGUGUCUCUCCUGUAUGCUGAACAUUCCCCUGAAAUAAUCAGGUUUAUUCAAGUGUAGUUAACUUGCUUCUGGCCUUGGUUAGAGUGGUGGGAUAUGACAGCUUUUUGUCCAAGAGAAGUUGCAGACAGGUAUAGAAAUAGUGCUUCUUGUAUGGGUUUUCAGAAUUUAGCAUAUUUCUAGAUUUGAGAAUAAUUGCUAUGUCAUUAGAUACAAUUAUUUUGUUGGAAGGAGGAGCAGCAUUAAGAUCUGAUUUCCUUUCUUUUGCUUUCUUCAGUUACAUGUUACAAACCACUCCAAAGUCCUUGGAUGAAAAGAAUGUAAAGAAAGGUAAAACUAGGGCUUGAAUGUUCGUUUGAUGAAGGUACUGUCCGAUUGUACAAGGUUUUCACGAUGUAGCCCAGACCCUAAGUGAUAUUUCUGUGUCAGUUAUCUGAGAUAGCAGGGAUUAUGUAGAGAAUUCUGUUUAAGAAUAUGUAAAGAAUUCUGUUUAAGAAUGCAAUUCAGCUGUUGUCAAAUGGAAGUCACUGGAGAACAGUGUUGCUAAGUAUAAAUGUGACCCUUGUUUUCCUCCAAUUUUUUGCUUUGGAUUAAUUAUACAAUUUCCAUUUGUGAAAUGGGCAGGGUGAAAAUUUGAGACUUUUAUUUUGCUUACUGAUACACUUGGAAAUUUUCUAGCCUGUUCCAUUAGUCUGCAGCAGGUCCCUCAAAAAAAAUAAAAGCAAUGAAGGAUGGCAAAAUGAGAUUCCAUCAAAUUUUAAUGUGCUGCUCUAACUUUCACUUGUUUUACCUGCAAACUAUGGAGGGUGAAUAUAGCUCAGAAGAGUCAUUAUUAAGAAUCUUGACCCGCCAUUAAAUUUAACUUACAGAAGCAUAAUAACAUCACUUACUGCAAACUUUGCAAUAUCAAAUAAAGACCUUUUUUCCCCAAACACUUAUUUUAGUUUUGUGCUGAAGUUAUUCUGCAAAUACUGCCACUUGCUGAAAGACUGCCACUUCUCUUGUUUCCUGACAUGUGAGUCUUUGGGUCAUGUAACCAGCACACGUGGUAGUCACACAAUACAAGAAGUGCUAUGUUGGGAGCUGCAUACGCAAAUUUUUCUUCCUGCCAGGCUCUUUUUUCAGAAGAGCCGACGUUCUGUCUGUGGUGCGACACCCGAUAACCACAGACAGGUGGCAGGUGGAGUAAAGGAACGUCAGGUGCUGCUCAUUUGUGAGGGCCACAUCUGAUGCCUAGGGUUUGGCAUGUGUGCUUUGAGAAAGUUUUUCAAAUGUCAGCACUUAAUAAAAUGAAAAGUUGGAACAAAUCUGAA